This is a messenger RNA of Pelmatolapia mariae (spotted tilapia), 3898 nucleotides long. It is a transcript of the gene b3gnt9, whose product is annotated as UDP-GlcNAc:betaGal beta-1,3-N-acetylglucosaminyltransferase 9. Bases 285 to 1766 code for a protein of 493 amino acids. The record is from RefSeq and is a predicted model, not a curated record. NCBI's taxonomy places the organism in Eukaryota, Metazoa, Chordata, Actinopteri, Cichliformes, Cichlidae. Gene Ontology annotation, molecular function: UDP-glycosyltransferase activity; hexosyltransferase activity. Gene Ontology annotation, cellular component: Golgi membrane. The transcript is spliced from 6 exons.
ACAAUGAACACGUGUUAUUUCCUACAGCACCUUAACGCAGCAUGAGAAGAGCCGUCCUGCGCCAGGUCAGAGAAACACCUUCAGGGUUUUCAUCUCGUCUUUGAGCAUCUUUCGUACCCAUGAAAACAGCACACGGACAGAUGUGCGCUACUUUACUUCCCCUCGCGGUUUUCUACAAACUCUGGAAGUCGGUUUACUUUGUUAGAGCAGAAGGAGCCCACGCUGGAGCCCAGAUGUUUUUAGUUUGACCCUCUGUCUGCCUCCUCGGUCAGCGUCUUCAAACGAUGCUGAGAAGGAUGUUGAUGACGAGGAGGCUCCUCCAUGUGAAGGGAGACGUGAUGUGCACAGUUCUGCUGCUGGUGCUGUUCUGUUUCCUGCUGUAUGCCCGACACGUUGUGCUCUCCUCUGGAUGGGAUAGACCUGUGUGGAAACUGCACAUCCACGGCUCCACCAGCCCCAGUCGGACCCUGCUGGGAGCCACUGGAGCUAAAGUGGGCCAGGACUUUCAAGGGGCGUUCCCGUCCAGGGCUUCAGGGGUCCAGCCGCCUCCAUGUAAAUCCCAGUCCAGGUCGAAACCUCCCCAACCCAAAUCCAAGUCUAAGGGCAAAUCCAAGCCACGAAGGAAGAACGCUGUGCCGACCAAGACUGCGGCCAAUCCCCUACCCACGAUGCCACCUUUCGACUUUGAGGCUUAUCUGAGAGAAAAGGACAACAGAAACUUCAAGCUACUCAUAGACCAGCCAGAAAAAUGUCACAUCAGAGGAGCAGAGGAACAAGGAGGAGGGUCUAACAAUGCCCCUUAUAUGCUCAUUGCAGUGAAAUCCAUAGCAGCAGAUUUUGAUAAACGUCAGGUAGUACGCCGGACGUGGGGUAAGGAGGGACAUUUUGAAAAUGGCGUGUCCAUCCGCACAGUUUUCCUCUUGGGUGUUCCCAAGAAUCGAACCACUCUGCCUCUGUGGGAUCAGCUCCUGUCCUACGAGAGUCAAACCUAUAAGGACGUCCUGCUGUGGGAUUUCGAAGACACCUUUUUCAACCUGACGCUAAAAGAAACACACUUUCUGAACUGGAUCAACAGCAGCUGUCCUCGUGUCAAGUCAGUGUCGAUUAAUCGAGCCGACUUAAGUUUUGUUCGGUGCUCGGCUUACGUUUAUCUCGUCUUAUCCAGGUUCAUCUUCAAAGGUGAUGCCGAUGUGUAUGUUAAUGUGGAAAACAUACUGGAAAUGCUACGAGGUCAACAGCCAGACGAGGAUCUGUUUAUCGGUGAUAUUAUUAUCCGUGCUAAACCCAUUCGCCGGCGCACUUCCAAAUACUAUGUGCCAGAGUUUUUGUACGGAGGGGGUCUGUACCCCGAUUAUGCUGGCGGAGGAGGGUUCGUUAUGUCGGGACACACAGCUCGGAGACUGAGCUCUGCCUGUCGACAGGUGGAAUUGUUCCCCAUCGACGAUGUCUUUCUGGGAAUGUGCCUCCAGCUGAUCGGCAUCAAACCAUCGCGACAUCAGGGCUUUCGGACCUUUGGAAUUCCCCGACCGUCAGCAGCUCCUCACCUUCAGACGUUCGACCCUUGUUUUUACAGAGAACUCAUGGUUGUUCACAGCCUCAGCGUCCCCCAAAUCUGGCUCAUGUGGAACCUCCUGCACGACCCCAAACUGAGCUGCCACAACAGGACCAGCCGGACCCCCCGGCCUUUUAAAUGGAGGGGGGGGCUGGGCUCGAUGGUGGGGGAGGAGACGGACUACGAUGAGAAACGGGUGUUCGUCUCACAUUAGUGACCCUACAAAAUGGUCAUAGCACGAGACUGGAAAGGCUCGUGAGGCGUUCAAAAGCGCAGCUGAGUCAUAUGAGACUUUAUACAAGCUGGCUGGCAGUCGUGGGGGAAAUGAACUGACGAAGGCCAAAUGUGUUCCAGAUUAUUGAGAAAGAAAGCCCCGAGGGGAUUUUAGUUUGACAUCAGAGCCCCAUUUGUCUUUUCACACUGUGGCUGUGAACAGUUGGGACUUUUAAACCUUAAUGUAUUGUUUACAGUGUUUAUGUCCAUACAGUUCCACGAGAACAACCAAAGAAAGUGCGGUUAGCUGGUUUAACCCCAUUUGCUUGAAGUUGUCACGUUGUUAACAUUCAGACUGUGGACAAGACUGGAAAUGACUUUGUGUAGUGGGAAGGCAGCAGGGAUUUUUAGAGAUGCCCCUCUCUUCUUUGUAACGCUGCCCAGAGGCGCCAAUGGACGGUCGCAUUAUCUGUUCCCCGGAGGAGCAGCAAAUCAAGUCUAAACAGAAACCAUCUGCAUGAUGCAAACCAAAUGGGACCAAGGCUCACUGAAACAUGCACACUAACUAAACCUCUGCCGAAGUUUGGGCGUAUCCCGUUUCCUGAAUCUCAGAGUAAUCUGCCAAAGUUCACACAUGUAUACAGAUCACAUUUAUGUCCGUUAAAACGAAAUAAACAAUCUCGUGUUCUCUGGACUUUAGUAGAAUUUGCCUGUUUUUGCCAUGUUGUGUAAGAUUAGUCUAGAAUAUUAUGGCUGAUAUGGUCCUCAUAAAGACAGACGAAGCAAACAUGGACGGGACAGCACUGAGGUUCAGUAUUUAGUGUGGCAGACUUCAGCAAAGUGGGUUUUGUUUUCGAGGUAUAUUGUAACCCUGUCAUUACUCGUUUGACAUUUCAGUGGGUCGAGAUAAGACAAACAAAACCAAAUGUUCAACCAGCUUCAUCAGAUACUUACAGGCGAUGUUGAUAAACACACAACAUCGGCUGAUCUGUCUCUCUCUGAUAGGUCAACCUGAAUGCAUGGAUAGUUAGACAGUUCACCUGAAAGAGGUUUGCAGGGGAGAUCUGAUACGGGUGAAAAUGCAUGAAUACAGGCUGAGUUCAAGUUCCAAACCUAGUGUGCUAUCAUCGUGCUAUCACAGCGAUAAAUCCCGCUCUCUUGGAAAUGCCAAGACUUCUUUUAGCAUUAUUUUCAUUAUAAAGGUUUUAUUUCAGUCAUCAGCAGCACUUCAUAAUGGUACACUAUUAAGCAUUAGUAUGGUGUUAGCGAGUGUUUAAUUCAUCAUCUCAUGACUCCUCCGUAGUACGUCUUUUAUAAACACGUUUAUCCAUCUGUUACAGCAUGUACAGAUAUCACUGCUACUACAUCACUACUAGUAACAAUCAAACAUAGUUAUAAAAAUAUAUCUGUAUUUAUAAAUGGCAUACCGAGGAUGGGUGAUGAAUUUAGCAUUUUCUAAUAUCCAUCUAUACAGACGGAUAAAAGAAGACAGGAAUUUAAAUUAGGACUUCCACUGGUCAACUGGUUUUCUGUGGGACACACAAACUUUUGAAUGAUGUGUUAUGUGCAAUGAAGAGGACAAAAUUCUUAUUUGUAAUCCAUCUUUGAGUUUAAACUUGGGGAGAAAAAAGUAAAAAACCUCUCGCUAUUUUCGACAUCCAUAUUUUUUUAUUAUUUUUUUCAUAUCCUGGUUGCACAAACAGAAAAUGAACUUUGAUGUCAGUCAGCAGUGAGAAUUCACUUUCAUUCAAGUCCAAAUGGUGCGUUGGAGUCCUAGGAGACGGCACAUCUCAUCAUCAUCGCGAAACAGCAUCAAAGUGCCAGAGCGAAGCUUUCAGUCCUUCUCGGUAACUCGCUACGUUAUUGCCUUUUUUCCUGUGGACAUGCUUUGUUAAUCUACCUGUUUCUUCAUACACAAAGUUAUAGUAUUCAAAAUAUAAAAUGCCACAUUGCCAUGAAUUUUACAAGUUUAAUUAAGUAUACCAGCUCCAUUUCCAGAAAUGGGCUUAAUGCACGCACACACACACACACACACACACACACACACACACACACACACACACACACACACCACCAAAAAUAUUCUGCAGGGAGUAAAGGGGGGGGGGGGGGGGGGGAAACAACAGAACAAAU